AUGCCGAACAUAAUAAAUGAUAUAAAGCUGGACUUUAAAGACGUGCUGCUGCGUCCGAAGCGGAGCACUCUGAAAAGCCGAUCGGACGUAGACCUUUUCAGAGAAAUUACGUUUCGCAAUUCUAAACAAACAUACAGAGGCAUUCCCGUGAUGGCUUCUAAUAUGGACACAAUUGGAACGUUUGAAAUGGCGAAAGCACUAUCAAAGCAUGGUCUUUUUACUACGGUUCAUAAAUAUUAUACCGCAGACGAAUGGAAAGACUUUAUCGCGUUAAAUCCUGAUUGUGCAAAGAACGUAGCAGCAACUUCGGGAACAGGAAAUGAAGAUUACGAGCGGCUUUCGAGCAUUUUGGAAGUCGUGCCGGAAUUAUCGUUCAUAUGUUUAGAUGUUGCAAACGGAUAUUCACAACAUUUCGUGGAGUAUGUGAGAAAAGUGAGAGCGCGAUAUCCGAAUCACACAAUAAUUGCAGGAAAUGUUGUAACAGGAGAAAUGGUAGAAGAACUAAUACUCUCAGGAGCGGACAUAAUUAAAGUAGGAAUUGGUCCAGGUUCCGUGUGUACAACGCGGAUGAAAACUGGCGUCGGUUAUCCACAAUUGAGCGCCGUAAUUGAAUGCGCGGAUGCGGCGCAUGGCUUGAAAGGGCAUAUUAUUGCCGACGGUGGGUGUACCUGUCCUGGAGAUUUAGCGAAAGCAUUCGGUGGUGGCGCGGACUUCGUCAUGGCAGGCGGGAUAUUCGCGGGUCACGAUGAAUGUGGGGGCGAAAUUAUAGAAAAGAAUGGAAAGAAGUUCAAGCUUUUUUAUGGGAUGUCCUCCAAUACAGCCAUGAUGAAGCAUACCGGUGGUGUUGCAGACUACAGAGCUUCGGAAGGGAAAACUGUCGAAGUGCCUUACAGGGGUUUAGUCGAAAACACUGUGCUGGAUAUACUAGGCGGUUUAAGAUCUGCCUGCACUUAUAUAGGAGCCCAACGUUUGCGCGAAUUACCGCGACGGGCGACGUUUAUACGCUGCACACAGCAAUUAAAUCCCAUCUAUGGACCACCCCCAGAAAUAUAAAGCUUAUAAUUAUUAAAUUGUGCUCCUUAGUAAAAGACUUAGGAAAGAAAUGUUUUAAC
Cyphomyrmex costatus is the source of this 1112-nucleotide messenger RNA. Its product is annotated as GMP reductase 1. The coding region runs from base 1 to 1053 and encodes 350 amino acids. Gene Ontology annotation, molecular function: GMP reductase activity. The record is from RefSeq and is a predicted model, not a curated record. Gene Ontology annotation, cellular component: GMP reductase complex. The transcript is spliced from 6 exons. Gene Ontology annotation, biological process: nucleotide metabolic process. NCBI's taxonomy places the organism in Eukaryota, Metazoa, Arthropoda, Insecta, Hymenoptera, Formicidae.